This is a messenger RNA of Parasteatoda tepidariorum (common house spider), 1209 nucleotides long. RefSeq lists its product as uncharacterized. Lineage: Eukaryota; Metazoa; Arthropoda; Arachnida; Araneae; Theridiidae. The record is from RefSeq and is a predicted model, not a curated record.
AUGGAAAUAUUGAAGCAAGUGAGAACACAGCAUCGUAGAUUGUUUACUCAGUCAUGCAAUGAUUUUGCAAAAAUUGAGACUGAUAAUAUGAACGAUGAAGAGAAAUUGUUGAAAUUAAGAAUCAUAUCAGAAAAAGGCAAGCAAUUACUUGUAUCUGAAGAAAAUGUAAGAACUGAAUUGUUUUCGGAAGUUCGAGAUGAAAAAGAAAUUGAUAAAGAAAUAGAUGAUUCCGAAGUAUAUAUUGAUAAAAUUAGAGUUUCUGAUAUUAAAUUGGAAGAUUUACUUUCUUCUACUUCUGAAAAACAUAAUAUGUCCGUUACUAACCAUUUAGUUGUUGGUCCGACAAAUUUGCAGUAUCCAAAGAUUAAGCUUCCAGUCUUUGAUGGAAAUUUGAAAAACUGGCUCAGUUUUUGGUGCAAAUUUGAGAAAAUUGACAAAGAUCCAAAUAUUGGCGACCAUGAUAAAUUUCUUUAUUUAUCGCAAUCCAUGUUAAAAGGAUCACCUGCUGAUGAACUUUUAAGGAGUUUUCCUCCGAGUGGAGAGAGUUAUAAAACUGCAAUUAAUCAACUUAAAACUUGGUAUGGAAAGGAAGAAUUGUUGAUUCAAGUGUAUGUGAGAGAGUUAUUAGCUUUAGUAUUACAGAAACAAAGCAAAUCUGAGAAAUCUCUGCGGAAACUUUAUGAUCAACUUGAAUCAAAACUUCGAUCAUUAGAAGUGUUAGGAGUAACAAGAGAAAAAUAUGCUGCAAUGUUGUUUCCUCUAGUCGAGUCGUCAAUUCCAGAGGAAACGAAGGCGUGGGAAAGAUAUCGAACAAUAAAUAAGCAGUCAGUUGUUCAUGUUGUUCCAAAUGUUGAAGGAGCUGAACCAACUAUCAAGACUGACUUGGAUACUUUGCUAGAGUUCUUAGAGGGAGAAGUAGAGGCUGAAGAGAGAGUGAACAUGGCAUCUCAAUCCUUCGUGAGAGGUACAGAUGAUAGUGAGAAGCGAAGAAUUCCUACGAACGGUAGAUUCCAGUUGAAACAAAAAUUUGGUAAAUCAGCACAAGUACUUUCCACUUCUGAAUUGCUUACAUCACCACAUGAAAGGAAAAAAUGCCUUUUUAGUGAAAACCAGCACAAUUCUUGGGAUUGUGAAUAUGCAAAAAAUAGGAGUUUAAAUGAUAGAGAAACUUCUGUUGCUAGAUCACUUUGUUGUUUCUUAUGCUUAUGA